Molecule: messenger RNA, 3432 nt
Organism: Nerophis ophidion (straightnose pipefish)
Lineage: Eukaryota; Metazoa; Chordata; Actinopteri; Syngnathiformes; Syngnathidae
Gene: slc12a9
Product: solute carrier family 12 member 9
Exons: 14
Coding region: 287-3007 (906 amino acids)
Biological process (GO): chloride ion homeostasis; potassium ion import across plasma membrane; chloride transmembrane transport
Cellular component (GO): membrane
Molecular function (GO): potassium:chloride symporter activity
Source: RefSeq, a predicted model, not a curated record
AAGAGUCACAUGGUGGCUUUUCCGCUUUCCCAUAACACUUCAGAGCAAAUAAUCGCUGAACGAGGCGUGCUAUGCCGCCUUGUUGUCAUUGGUCAUCUUCCUCUGGCCACAGCUAUCGGCACCGGGAACUACUCGGCGCCGAAGCAGCGGCGGCCAUCACCACCGAGUACUGUGGUCGUAAAAGAGGACAUAUUAAACACGACUACGGAGUUGAGCAGAAGCAGGAAGUGGGGUGCUAUAGACUUGGUCAACGAGCGCCAGUGGGCAAACUAAGGAAUCAGCAGCCAUGUCCAACGAACGCACGCCCCUCAUUACUUCAGGGAUGUGUGGUCUGACGGUGGCAGCAGCAACAUGCGGCGCCGUAGGGGACACGUCCCCCGACUCCAGCUCUGGCACACCCAGCAAAGAGCCUCGGAAGCUCAACACCUUUUUCGGGGUGAUGGUGCCGACCAUCCUCUCAAUGUUCAGUAUCGUACUGUUCCUGAGAACAGGGUUUGUUGUUGGCCACGCUGGUCUCCUGGAAGGUCUCCUGAUGGUGGUUGUAGCUUACACCAUCAUAACGCUCACCAUCUUGUCUAUCUGUGCCAUUUCAACCAACGGGGCCAUACAAGGCGGUGGUGCCUACUACAUGAUCAGUCGAUCCCUGGGACCUGAGUUUGGAGGUAGUAUUGGCUUGAUGUUCUUCUUGGCCAAAGUGUUUGCGUGUGGAGAAUAUGUUCUUGGUCUUGUGGAGGCUAUACUUGACGUCUUUGGCGUGGAUGCUGAAACAUCCGUGUCCGAGGGUGUGCGUGUGCUCCCACAAAGUUACUGGCACAUCGUGCUCUACUCUUCCGUGGUCCUCCUCCUGUGUCUUCUGGUGUGUCUGGUGGGCGCCCACAUCUACUCCCGCACCGCCUUCGCCAUCCUGCUGCUGGUCACCGUGUCGCUGUUGUCCGUCUUUGUCAGCUCUUUGGCCGUCAAACCUCUAGAUUUUGUCCUCACUCACUUGGGUCCUGGCAACCAGACCCAGCGUUAUAACGCCAGCUACACCGGCUUUAACCUAACAACACUGAAGAACAACCUGGGCCCUGGUUACUCGUUGGACUACAGCACCCACACUGUCAUGUCCUUUGCCACCGUGUUCGCCGUCAUGUUCACCAGCUGCACUGGAAUUAUGGCUGGAGCCAACAUGUCAGGAGACCUGGAAACUCCAAGCAUAUCCAUCCCCAAAGGUACCAUCGUGGCCGUCAUUUACACAUUCAUUGUCUACGUUCUCUUCUUCCUCCUGGUCAGCGCCACCUGUGACAGGACUCUGCUGAUUCAAGAUUAUGGCUUCCUCCAAAGAAUAAACAUUUGGCCGCCAUUUGUGACCAUAGGGAUAUACUGUGGCGCCCUCUUUGCCGCAAUGUGCUCCAUGAUCGGAGCAUCCCGUAUCCUGCACGCCCUUGCUGUGGAUAAACUCUUUGGUUUGCCAUUAGCCCCUGCCACCAUCACAACCAGCUCAGGGAACCCAUGGAUGGCUGUGCUUUACACGUGGGGGCUGGCACAGUGUGUGGUGUUUGCUGGUCAACUCAAUGCUGUUGCCAGCUUGGUGACUGUUUUCUACUUGCUUGCCUACGCCGCGCUUGACUUGGCUUGUUUGGCCCUUGAGUGGGCUUCAGCGCCAAAUUUCAGGCCGACCUUUCGGUUCUUCUCUUGGCACACGUGUCUGCUGGGCAUCCUGAGUUGUUUAGUCAUGAUGUUCGUCAUAAACCCCGUGUACUCAUCGGGUAGCAUCGUGCUCUUGUUGUUGCUGCUGCUCUUCCUCCACUUCCGAUCUCCCACCAGCAGCUGGGGCUACAUCAGCCAGGCUCUCAUCUUCCAUCAGGUGCGCAAGUAUCUGCUGAUGCUGGAUGUGAGGAAGGACCAUGUGAAGUUCUGGAGGCCACAGGUGCUGUUAAUGGUCGCCAAUCCGCGGUCUUCCUGCCAGCUUAUCCUCUUUGUCAACCAGCUGAAAAAGGGAGGACUAUAUGUGUUGGGCCACGUGCAGCUCGGGGAUCUAGAUUCUUUUCCGUCAGACCCUGUGCAGCAACAGUACAGCUUUUGGUUGAGUUUAGUCGACAAGCUUGGGGUGAAGGCCUUCGUAGACCUGACGCUCUCUCCGUCUGUCAGACAGGGAACGCAACAUCUUCUGCGCAUCACAGGCCUCGGUGGCAUGAAGCCCAACACCCUGAUUUUGGGUUUCUAUGACAACUGCACGCCCGAGGACUUCUUCCUUCAAGAUACAGCCUUUUGUGGCACGUCGCUGGGACAAGGCACAGUGGGCGAAUAUAAUUUUGGGGUUGACCUGCCUUCAUUACAAGCUCAUUUCCCUCCGGUCCGACAUGUUGAGAGCCCACGCUGGCUCUCGCCCGAAGAGUAUGUCGGGAUCAUUUCGGACGCCAUCAAAAUGAACAAGAACGUGUGCCUGGGACGUUAUUUCUUCCACUUGGAAGGCGAGGGGAAGCAGAGCAAAGUGGACGGGUCGGAGCGGACCAUCGAUGUGUGGCCUCUCAACCUGCUGCAGCCGGGCUGUGGAGAUUAUCAGGACGUGUGCAGCCUGUUUUUGCUGCAGAUGGCGUGUGUGCUCAACAUGUCCACCAAGUGGCGCCAUGCCAGGAUGAGGAUCUUCCUGAACGUGGAGACGGAGUCCAGCGACCAGGGCUGGGUGGUGAACGAAGAGACGUUUCGAGAGUUACUGAGGAAGCUCAGAAUCCGGGCGUCCAUUAAGAUCGUGCCGUGGGACUCGGUGGUGCAGCACUACACUCAGCCAACGGAGGACGCUGAGGAGCAAAGCCACAACCUCUCGGAGCUCUUCUUGUCCGCUGUGAACUGCAUGUUAUUGGAGCACAGUUCUCAGGCUGCUGUCCGCUUCCUGUAUCUACCGCGACCUCCUGCUCACUACAGCCAAUCCCAGGGGUACUUGGCUCACCUGGAAGCAGUGACCAACGCUUUAGGGCCAACGCUCUUCAUCCAUGGCGUCACACCGGUAACAUACACGGGUCUGUAAGCAUGAGCGUUUAGAACGCUUCCCUAAAUGCUUAUUUAAGUGUUCUUAUAUAAGCACUGGUUACAUGAAGUGGAUACAAGGGUUUGCUUCAUUAGGUACAUUUUAUGAGCUGAUUGGUUUGACAGUAUUUUCGUUAUUGUGCAAACUGAGCAUUACUGCAAUAGCGUUGAAACAUCUCUUGUAUUCGAUCCAAUUACAUGGUGCAGGUGUACCUAAUAAUCUGUCUGGUUUGUGUACGGUACUACACUCUAAACUCUGUUACAGUCAGUGUACAAUAAAUAUAUAUACACACCUAUAAUACUAUUGUAGUAGGAUACGUUCCUGUACUGUUUGUUUUCAUGCACUUGGACUGAUAAAAUUGUGGCACUUAUGAUUAUUGUUAGGGAUGUCCCGAUUCAAUAUUGAUAUUAGUUCGAUAUCGGCAA